GAGAUAGUAGAGAAGGGGAAGCGGGAAGUCAGUGAGGCAGGGAAGAGAGGAGCAGAAGACAGGAUCCUGGCCAGGUAAAGAAGAAACACUUGCAAAAUGUUCCUGCUGCUGCUGGUGGUGGGGACGGCUGUGAGCAGAUGCCUACAUGAUGAGACACAGAAGUCUGUGACCCUUCUCAGGCCCCAUCUCUCCCAACCUGCACCCAGCUUCCGCUUUUCCGCCCUCACCCUGUCUGGCUCCCAUGAGCCUCAGCCCCUACGAAUACGAACCUACUCUAUCAGAGACCCUGUAUCAGAUGGAGCUUGGGAGCCGGAGGGAGCAGGAAUGAGAGGGGGACCACGAGCCCUGGCCCUGGCCGCAGCCAGACAGGCUGCUCAGCAACUCCAGGGGAUGCUCACAGUCCUUCCAGUGCAAGGCCCUCUGCUUCUGAGUCGAGACCCCGCACAGUACUGCCACGCUGUCUGGGGGGAUCCAGACGCUCCAAACUACCACAGGUGCAGCCUCUUGAACCCAGGGUACAAAGGAGAGAGUUGCCUGGGGGCAAAGAUCCCAGAUGCCCAUCUCCGUGGUUACACAUUGUGGCCCGAGCACGGUCCCCCACAACUGGUCCAGCCAGAUGGACCCGGGAUCCAAGACACAGAUUUUCUCCUGUAUGUGUGGGUGGCCCACACUUCCAAGUGCCGUGGAGAGCCCUCUGUCAUAGCCUACGCUGCCUGCUGCCAGCUGGACUCGGAAGACAGACCCCUUGCUGGUACCAUCAUCUACUGUGCCCAGCAUCUCUCCAGCCCCAGCCUCAGCCAUAGUGACAUUGUCAUGGUCACACUCCAUGAAUUGCUCCAUGCUCUGGGUUUCUCAGGACAGCUCUUCAAGAAGUGGCGGGAUUGUCCCUCAGGACCCAGUGUUAGAGAGAACUGUUCUACAAGGCAACAAGUGACAAGGAGAGAUGAGUGGGGACAACUGCUUCUUACCACCCCAGCUGUUAGCCACAGCCUGGCCAGACACUUGGGAGUGCCAGGGGCUUCACCGGGGGUUCCCUUGGAAGAAGAGGGCACUCUGUCUUCACACUGGGAGGCCCGACUACUCCAGGGUUCUAUCAUGACUGCUACCUUUGAUGGUGCCCGGCGCACUCGACUGGAUCCCAUCACUCUUGCCGCCUUCGAAGACUCCGGCUGGUACCGAGUCAAUCACAGCGCAGCAGAGGAGCUGCCGUGGGGCCAGGGAUCUGGCCUGGAAUUUGGCCUGGUGACUACAUGUGGGGCUGGCUCCUCAGACUUCUUCUGCACUGGCAGUGGGCUGGGCUGCCACUAUCUGCAUCUGGAUAAGGGAAGCUGCUCCUCAGACCCCAUGCUGGAAGGCUGCCGCAUGUACAAGCCCUUGGCCAAUGGGAGUGAAUGCUGGAAGAAGGAAAACGGGUUCCCACCCGGGGCAGAGAACCCCCACGGGGAAAUUUACCAUUCCCAGAGUCGUUGCUUCCUCGCCAACCUCACUUCACACCUGCUCCGUGAGGAUGAGACCAGGCAUCCGUCUGAGAUCCCACAUCCGGUGGAAGCAGAGCUUACGGGCCGCUGCUACUUACACCAAUGCACAGAGAGAGGAGCGUAUGAGGUGCGGGCCGAGGGGACAGCCUGGGUCCCAUGCCUUCCCGGAAAGGCUAUUCAGAUACCUGGGUACUCUGGUCUUCUCCUCUGUCCCCGGGGUCGGCUUUGUCAAACUUUCAAAGGUACCAAUGCUGUUACUUCCCCACCUGUGAGUCUUCCGCCUCAAGCCCUGUUAUUCCAGCUGUCUUUACAAUUAGCUGGGCCCCCAGGCCCCUCGGUGGGGAAGGAAGAGCUGGACGGGCUGACCGAAGCAGUACUCCAGGCUCUGGUGAGCAGAGGCGGCACCGGCAGGUGCUAUUUCCACAGCCCCUCCAUUACCACCAGUCUGGUGUUCACUGUGUACAUGGGCAAGUCCCCUGGCUGCCAAGGGCCUUCGGUUGGUAUGCUGCACAGGGACCUGACCCUGACUCUCCAGCAGAAGCCCCUAGAAGUACAUUAUGGAGGAGCCAGCUUUACCACGGGACACAUCAAGUUGCUGGUUACCUUGGACCAUAAACCCUCUGUGACCCAUCUAGCACUGUCCACAGGACUCUGCCUAACACUGCUUAUCCUGAUGGGGGCACUGGGAACCGUGGCCUAUCAGAAACGAGCUACUCUUCUGGUGGCACCAUCUGGCCCUCACUGUUCACCAGAGCUCCAAGACACAAGGGGCCCAGUUACAGGAAUGAGGGAGGUGUGAUGUUACCCAGAGAAUAACAGGAUAGAUAUGGAAGAUUAUUUCUUGGAAGACAACUGGAUGGCAAGUCUACACUUCAGUUCUGCUUUUCUCAAAAUGCCUCUUUCUUCAGGUAUCACCUCUAUACUAGCCUUGUAAUGAAAAAAAAAAAAAAGCGAGAGACAUGGUUCUGAAGAUCCAUUCUUUAUUCUGAUACAAAAA
Molecule: messenger RNA, 2475 nt
Organism: Lontra canadensis (Northern American river otter)
Lineage: Eukaryota; Metazoa; Chordata; Mammalia; Carnivora; Mustelidae
Gene: CIROP
Product: leishmanolysin like peptidase 2
Exons: 14
Coding region: 97-2277 (726 amino acids)
Biological process (GO): proteolysis; cell adhesion
Cellular component (GO): membrane; cytoplasm
Molecular function (GO): metalloendopeptidase activity
Source: RefSeq, a predicted model, not a curated record